Molecule: messenger RNA, 6319 nt
Organism: Acanthochromis polyacanthus (spiny chromis)
Lineage: Eukaryota; Metazoa; Chordata; Actinopteri; Pomacentridae
Exons: 5
Coding region: 1-717 (238 amino acids)
Source: RefSeq, a predicted model, not a curated record
AUGGGCGAGUUUUACCGUCAGAUCUGCGGGUUUGUCCGUCAGAUCUGCGGGUUUGUCCGUCAGAUCUGCGGGUUUUACCGUAAGAUCUGCGGGUUUGUCUGUAAGAUCUGCGGGUUUUACCGUCAGAUCUGCGGGUUUGUCCGUAAGAUCUGCGGGUUUUACCGUCAGAUCUGCGGGUUUGUCCGUAAGAUCUGCGGGUUUUACCGUCAGAUCUGCGGGUUUGUCUGUAAGAUCUGCGGGUUUUACCGUCAGAUCUGCGGGUUUUACCGUCAGAUCUGCGGGUUUGUCCGUCAGAUCUGCGGGUUUUACCGUCAGAUCUGCGGGUUUGUCCGUCAGAUCUGCGGGUUUGUCUGUAAGAUCUGCGGGUUUUACCGUCAGAUCUGCGGGUUUGUCCGUCAGAUCUGCGGGUUUGUCCGUCAGAUCUGCGGGUUUUACCGUCAGAUCUGCGGGUUUGUCCGUCAGAUCUGCGGGUUUUACCGUCAGAUCUGCGGGUUUGUCCGUCAGAUCUGCGGGUUUGUCUGUAAGAUCUGCGGGUUUUACCGUCAGAUCUGCGGGUUUUACCGUCAGAUCUGCGGGUUUGUCCGUCAGAUCUGCGGGUUUGUCUGUAAGAUCUGCGGGUUUGUCUGUAAGAUCUGCGGGUUUGUCUGUAAGAUCUGCAGGUUCCAGGUGGAUGUUCAGCAUUUAAAUGAACAAUGUUGGGUUGGUUGGACAAAAUAAGAUGAUAAAUCUCAUUUUGUUCUUUUUUUACGUCUUCUUGGACAUCUUAAAGGCAUAAGGAGGGUUAGUAAAAAGUGAAAUAAUCAGUAAGAAAUAAUUCCUUCAGACGUUUUAAAAUUCUUUAACUCAAACAAAAAGCAGGACAAACUUUUGAGAAAUAUUGAAUUCCUCUUUAAACCCGUCUCCCUUCGGCGUCGGCGUCGGGAACCGCUCAGGUGCUGUGGAUGGGAGGCGGUUGCCAUGGCGACGCAGCCAGAGGCGACAUCACCGUGGGGAUUUUACCUUGACAGCCGCUGCGUCCCUCGUUGUCUCUGCUGCUCCGUCUCCGUUAGAGAUGAAUCCGUUCAUCUGAGCCUCACGCAGACCCAUUUCAGCUGCACUUAGAGAUGAUUCAGGCAGGAGAUCUGAAGAUUUUACAACAUUAACUGAGAAAUCUGCCGUAGAAAGAGCAAAAAGAACACAUCUAGCGGCAAAUGUACUCUGAAGUCUUUCUGAAAUCGUCUUUCUUGCUGAUUUCUGGUGAAAAAUUCUCAUUUUCUGAAACAUAAUGUGAAGAGUUUAUAAAAGUGGAGGUUUUUGCAGAUUAAAUUCCGCCUUAUGAAGAAAUUACGAUAAAAAUUCCCCCAAAAAUGCCGCUCACACAUGGAUGCAUCUGUGAUAAUAAUCCACUAUUGAGUACUUUCACUUUUAGUGGUAUUUUUACGUUUGUUCUGCAGUAAAUAACCUGCAUUUCUCAGUGUUUUUCUGCCACUAAAAGCUGCAGUUUUCCGCUCGUUUCUCGUCCACUUAAUGAACGUCAUCAGAGGAACUCGGUCAGAUUAACGGCAUCUUAGCUGCAGCUUUCUCUGGAUUUUCAGGUGAAUGUUCUCAGCCAAACCCGAAGGUCGAUUCAUCUUAAAGACGGAGGGAAAAAGCCGCUAAUCUGCCUCCCAGCGGCCAAUUAAACCCAGCGCUGAUGAAACACGACGUUCAAUCUGAUUCUGCGUGGAUUUAUCCGGACUAGGAUGAGACUUUCAGGUGAAAAUAGUUCCCAGAAAAGAAACAAAAGUUCAAAGUUUCAUCUUUAACCUCAGUUCUGACAGAACGAGCUGCUUCUGAAUGGAUGAACCGUUAAUGAUCAGUUCUGGUCUCCUCGUGAACGGAUUCAGAGCCCAGAAGUUCCAGUUUUUACUGUGGAGGCAGGAAGCAUCAUCUCUGCGGUGCUUUUCCUUCAUCAGAAUUCAGAGCUCAAACAAUCAGAGAAUCUUCUGUGGAACUGCUUCCAUUUUAUUUCAUUAUGUUGAGCUUAACUUUGCAUAAAUACAAACAUUUCCUGCAUAAAGAGGAACAAAGAGGAUGCAGAAAAAGAGCUGUGAUCUGCACAUUUAUCCCUUAUUUAUCCUGUAAACCUUCAUCUGCUUUAAUAUCAAACAUAUUAAAGUUUAGAUUUAAUCUGAUUUCACAAAAUCCCUGAAAGAAUGGAAACACACAAUUACAUUUAUGCAUCUAAUGAAGAAAAAACAUGAUAAAUGUUUUAAAAAAAGCACAGAAAAUUAACAAAAACAAUCAAAUGUCACCUUUGCGCGAUGAAAAACAACCAAGUUUGUCUAUUUUUGUUCAUUUUGAUGAAUCUUUAAACUGUUCUUUUCUUUUCAGUGAAUUAUUUGUUCUUUAAAACAUCUAAAACUGAGAAUAAAAAACAUCAAACUCUCCAAAAUUUUCCAACAGAUUGUCCAAAAGUCCAAAGAUCUUGAGUUUUCUAAGAGGUGAAACAAAGAAAGUCAUAUUAAAGUUUAUAUUUAAUCUGAUUUUACAGAGUUCCUCACAAAAAAAGGAUAAAAAUAAAAGAAUAUAAACACGCUGAAUUAAAUUUAUGCCUCAAAUGGAUAAAAAAAAACAUUAGAAAUCCCUUAAAAAGCACAGAAAAUGAAGGAAAAAUCAUCAAAGUUAACCUUUGGACUGUGAAAAACAACCAAGUUUGUCUAUUGUUGUUCAUUUUGAUGAAUCUUUAAACUAUUUUUUUGUUUCAGAUCAUGAUUUGUUCUAUAAAACAUUUAAAAAAUCAUCAGAUUCCUCAAAAUUUGUCCAAGAAUCCAAACAUCUUUAGUUUACUAAAACACAAAACAAAGAAAAUCCAAUAAUUUAGUGUGUUUGAGAACCUUAAAUCCAUCAAAUAUUUGGAUUUUUUUGGAUUUAAAUUAAACUAAACGGACUGAUUCAUUAAUUUUCUUUAUUCUGUUGCAGCUCAACAAACAAACUUAGUAAGAAAUUCUGCAUAUUUAGUGUAAAUUAUGGUUAAAAAAAUAAAUAUUAGAAAUAACUAAAUGUCAUAAACAUCCACAAUAUGUGAAUAUGCUCAAAAAAAUCUGAAAAAUCAAUAUUAUUACAUCAAAUAUAAGUCAGUGUAGAAGUUAUUAGCUGUAGAAUAAAGAAAAUUACAUCCGAUAUUUGGUUUUCAUGUGAAUUUUUAUGAAAAUUCUGCUCCGUUUUCUCCGUUUUCUGCCUGAACGCAGCAUUAAAACUCACCUGUUUCCAUGUUUUUGAAGGUUUUUGAAGCUCCAACUGUCAGAUUUUGUCCAACAAACCCAAAGAAACGACUGAACCUGAACGUCUGAGCGUCUGGAAGCAGCAAACUUUAACGUUUUGUCAGAGAACGAUCUGACGACGGCUCAGGUUUUUGUUUCACUUUGACUCUUUUUACCCUCUGGGCUUCGUCUUCGGGCUCAAACAUCAAUAGAACUGUUGUUGUUGUUUCAGUCAGGAUUUAGCUCCUGAACUUCAGUUUGUUUCCUCUGAUGCCUGUGAGAGUUUCUGAGGUUUAACAUCUGGAUGGAAGCCAAACCUCUGUCCUCAGCUGAUCCCCGUCUGAUUUCUGAUAGAUUCAGUUCAGAAGUGACCGUGAUGUCGUUUAUUAUUCAGAUAUUUACCAGAUGAUGGAGUUAAACUCAGAGAUCAGUCUGUAAAUUCUCAAAUGAAAGCGCAUCGUGUGGACAAAAGCAAAGAAAAAAACAGUUAAAACUCUGAAUUCAGAGGAUAAAUUCAUCAUAAUGUACGUUUCCACAGGACACAGAAAUAUCCCAAAUCAUGUCUGCUUUGUCAUUUUAAUUGCUUUUAACUUGCAGACACUAAAACUCCAACUUUUAGUUCUUUAUGUUCUGAGAAAAAGCUUUUGAUGCAGAAAAAGACGAUCAGAAAGUCAAAUAGAAUAAAACCAACAUGGGAAAUGAAUGAUUCCUGCAAAAAAAUAAAGCCUCUCUGCAUCUAUUUCACAAUAAAAGCCAGCCUUGAACCAUUAUAAGGCUUUUAUUAUGAAAUAUUUGUGCAGAAAGGGAUCUUUUUUUAUUGGCAGUAGCCGACCAGGACCACAGUGGAGAACAGAGUCUGCAGGUGUUUAUAAAACCUUUGAAAAGCACAUAAAAGUGUUUAAAAGUUGGAUUUUCUGAACUGUGAAGAAACUUUUCAUCUGGAUUAACCCUCCUGUUGUCCUCAUUUACGGCACCAAAAAAUAUUGUUCCUUUGUCUGAAAAAAAAUCCAAAAAUUCAGCAAAAAAUUCCCCAAAUUUAUAAAAAAAAAAUUGCAAAAUCUUCAGGAAGAAAAUUCCUUAAAACUUUCCCUUACAAGUUUUAUUUAAAAAGGAAAAAAACUAAUUUGGCAAGUAAUAAUUUUUUUAAAGAGAAAUUCUCUGGAUUUUGGUUGAUUUUUUUUUUUCUGAACAUUCUUAAAGAAACAUUUUUCUUUAAAUGUUUCUUUUUUUCACCAAAAAUUUUUCAAAAUUUUCCCAAAAAUGUUAAAAACGUGGAAGUUUUCGCUGUGAAAAUACAAUUUUUUUCCGCAUUUUCAAACUUUAAAACGGGUCAGUUUGGGUUGAAUAGUUUUGUGGAAAUGUAAAUUAUAGAAACGAGUAAAACUUAAACAUGGAACAUUUAAACAGGGAGCUCUGUGAACAAAUCUGGAUAAAAUCUGCUUCUGAAAACAGACAGAAGGAGAAAGAAAGGCUUUUUAAAUGAAUUUAAGGUCUGUGAUCGCAGAUUUUCUUUGAGAAUUUCAGACGUGUCGUCGUUUCGCAGCUAAAAGUCGAGUUUCCACGUGAAGCUGCUUCGUAUUUCUGCUGUAUUUAAAUGAACGUUUCUGUCCGUCACGUCGUGUCUCCACAGUUCCACCUUAAAUCCUCAGAUUAACCGUAAUAUUCCCUCCGCUGAACUUGAACUAGCGGUGCUGUUUGUGCCGCUGGCUUUCAUUUGUUGUUUUUUUGUGCAAUAACUUUUGUGUGGCUGAGCUGACUCUUAUUUAAACUGUACAAAGUGUAGCGACUGUAAUUAUUAUCAUUAUUAUUAUUAUUGUUGUUGUUGUUGUUAUUAAUAUCGAGCUUGUAAAGAAUCUGAAAAUGCACUUUAAUGAAACGUCCCAAAUGCUGACUUUGUGUUUAUUUUGUGUGUUUGUCGUUAAAAUCAGUUUUUUCUGUUGGUUUUAUUUGCAUUAAUGCUGCGUUCAUGUUUCAUGUCCAGGGAAAACUUCACCUGUUUAUCUUAUUUUUUAAAAAGAGACAAAAAGCCUGCUCGUUUGUCCUCAUGGAUUUAUUCUACUUUAAUUUAUAAGAAUUAUUUUUGUGUAAUCAGAUUAAUUUAUCUCAGGUAAACCUUCGUCUGCUUCAUCAUCAAACAUAUUAAAGGUUUUAAUCAGAUUUUACAGAAUUUCUCACAAUAAAAGAUAAAAUUUAAAUAAUCUGAACACAGAGUUAAAUUUAUGCAUAAAAUGGAGAAAAAAUAAAUAAAUCCUGUUAAAAAUCACAGAAAACUGGCAAAAAAUGAACUAAAAGAAUCUUCAAAUUUCACCUUUUGAUGUGAAAAACAACCUGGUUUGUGUAUUUUUGUUUAUUCUGAUGAAUUUUUCAGCAGUGUUUUUCUUUUCAGUUCAUUAUUUGUUCUAUAAAACAUCUAAAGCAAUGAAAAAAACGUCAAAUUCACCCAAAUUUUCCAAGAAAUUGUCCAAAAAUCUAAAUAUUUUUAAUUGCAAAAACAUAAAACAAGUAAAAUCUAAUUAUUUUGUGUUUUUAAAUAUUUGACUUUUUUUUAGUUUUUUAAAGGAAAUGCACUGAUUAAUUCAUUAUUUUCUUUAUUCUGUUGCAGCUCGACAAACAAACUUCAUCAGAAAUUCCUCCUAUUUAAUGUAAAUUUAAAUGUAAUUUAUGAUCAAAAAUGAACAUCAGCAAUAACUAAAUGUCAUAUACAUGCAAAAUAUAUGUUUAUAAAAAGUCAGAAUAAUCAAUAAUAAAUCAAAUAAGUCUUUCUACAUGUUAUCAGCUGUAAAAUGAAGAAAACGCUGUCCGAUAUUUGAUUUUUAACUUUAUUUUUACGUUCAUUCGUCUCCGUUUUCUCCGACAACAUGAACGCAGCGUUAAACUCAUCUAUUUAUGUUUUAUUUUAUUUAUUUUGCUGUGUUUAUUCGUCACCAAGUAGAGAAAUCAUCACUCAAACAAAGUGACAUCAAAGCUGAGUGAACCCUCUUCUGAUUGGUCGAUGAGGCUCCCUGCUGCUCAUUGGUCCACAUUUAUGGUCCUCUUCUGUCAUUGGCUGAGAUGUUUCUGAUGCUGCUCAAAUAAAAAUAAUCACCGAAUAAAUAAAA